CCGCCUCCAUUUCUCGCCCGCCCCUCCAGAAAAUUGUUGGUAACCCCUAAGCUGGCUUGCUCGUAGACUGUGGUUUCAUCGCUUAAACCGCUGGUGUGGUCAUGACAGCGGUAAAGAAAUAAACUAGGUGAAGGCUGGCUGUGUAAAAAUGAUCUAAUCAGAGCCAAUAGGAAUCUUGUGUCGAAGGAGAUUAUAUUUUGAUUUGUCAACGUACACACAGAAUUGCCCCUGGAUUUCUAGCAGUUGGUGGGUUGGAGAGAGUGUGACAUUACCCUGCCUGUACUCCAAAUAUGAAAACCAUUUUGUCUUGUCCUUUAUGAAACAUGAACAGGCCAAGAUUUGAACUGAAAUGACUAUUUAAAUACAUGGAAGAAGGCAGUUAAAUAAAUAAAACAUUAAGGAAUCUCUGCAGAAGUAAAAAGCCACCUUCUUUUCAGUUUGAAAUGCUGAACUGAAGAUGAUCACUUUGUUGGCCAUGACCAUGGAUGGAGGGAGUAGCACAUGCUCGGGAAACUGUAGUACCAGGAUUAACUCUAAUAAGGAAUACUGCUACUCUGCAAGAAUCCGCAGCACUGUACUGCAGGGCCUGCCAUUUGGAGGUGUACCCACUGUGCUUGCAUUGGACUUUAUGUGCUUUCUGGUUUUGCUGUUUGUAUUUUCAAUUUUGAGAAAGGUUGCUUGGGACUAUGGGCGCCUUGCUCUGGUGACAGAUGCAGACAGACAGAGACGGAAUCAGAGAGAUUGCAGAGAAGAACGGGAAUAUGUUGCUUCAGCACUUCAUUCAGAAACACCGGACAGAUAUGAACGUCUGACAUCAGUCUCUAGUUCAGUAGACUUUGACCAAAGAGACUAUGGAUUCUGUUCCUGGUUGACUGCCAUCUUCAGAAUAAAGGAUGAGGAGAUCCGAGAAAAGUGUGGUGGUGAUGCUGUUCAUUAUCUGUCCUUCCAAAGGCAUAUCAUUGGACUGUUGGUUGUUGUGGGAGUUUUGUCUGUGGGAAUAGUAUUGCCUGUAAACUUUUCUGGAGAUCUGCUUGAAAAUAAUGCUUAUAGUUUUGGACGAACCACUAUAGCAAACUUGAAAUCUGAGAAUAAUUUGCUGUGGUUACACACAUCUUUUGCCUUCCUUUAUCUCCUGUUAACUGUCUAUAGUAUGAGAAGACAUACCUCAAAAAUGCACUACAAAGAAGAUGACUUGGUAAAGCGCACCUUAUUUAUUAUUGGGAUAUCAAAAUAUGCAUCAGAAGAUCAGAUAAAACGUCACUUUGAGCAAGCUUAUAAUAAUUGCAAAGUUCUAGAAGCACGACUCUGUUACAAUGUGGCAAGGCUAAUGGCAUUGGAUGGAGAAAGGAAAAAAGCAGAACGUGGAAGGAAAUUCUUCACAGAUUUGAUGGCAAAGGAACACAUUCCCACAAUGAUCAACCCAAAACCCUGUGGACAUCUCUGCUGUUGUGUCAUCAAGGGGUGUGAACAGGUGGAAGCAGUGGAAUACUAUACCAAUUUGGAGACUAGACUAAAGGAAGAGUAUGUGAAAGAAAAGGGGAAGGUGUAUGAAAAACCACUUGGAAUGGGUUUUGUAACGUUCCAGAAUGAAGCAAUGACUGCAGUGAUCUUGAAAGAUUUCAAUGCAUGUAAGUGCCAAGGCUGUAAAUGCAGGAUGGAGCCUCAACAUUCUCAGUUCAGUGAAGGCCUCCAUGUACAUAACUGGACGGUCACCUACGCCCCUGAUCCUCAGAAUGUGUACUGGGAGCACCUCCAACUUGGAGGUAUUUCAUGGUGGCUGAGAUGUUUGGUUAUCAACUGUAUCCUUUUCAUUUUGCUGUUCUUUCUAACUACGCCUGCGAUCAUCAUCACCACAAUGGACAAAUUUAACGUCACCAAACCUGUUGAAUAUUUAAAUAACCCAAUAAUCACCCAGUUUUUUCCUACCCUGCUUCUAUGGGCAUUCUCUGCUCUUCUACCAACUAUAGUUUAUUACUCAGCCUUCUUUGAGUCUCAUUGGACCAGGUCAGGUGAGAAUCGAACAACAAUGCAUAAAUGUUACACCUUUCUUAUAUUUAUGGUCUUGCUUCUGCCAUCACUGGGGCUGAGCAGCUUGGAUGUUUUCUUUCGAUGGUUGUUUGACAAGAAAUUCUUAGCAGAAGCCAAAAUCAGGUUUGAGUGUGUUUUUCUCCCAGACAAUGGGGCUUUCUUUGUGAACUAUGUCAUUGCCUCUGCUUUCAUUGGUAAUGCCAUGGAUUUGCUGAGAAUCCCAGGGCUACUCAUGUACAUGAUCCGUCUGUGUCUGGCCCGAUCUGCAGCUGAGCGCAACGUUAAACGACAUCAAGCAUAUGAGUUCCAGUUUGGAGCAGCCUAUGCCUGGAUGAUGUGCGUCUUUACUGUAGUAAUGACCUACAGCAUCACCUGCCCAAUUAUUGUCCCAUUCGGAUUGAUGUACAUGCUGUUAAAGCACCUGGUGGACAGGUAUAACUUGUAUUAUGCAUACCUCCCGGCUAAACUAGAUAAGAAGAUCCAUUCAAGUGCUGUAAACCAAGUAGUCGCUGCACCAAUCCUGUGCCUCUUCUGGCUUCUAUUUUUUUCUACUGUUAGGACAGGAUUCUUGGCUUCAACAACAUCUAUGUUCACUUUUAUAGUGCUGAUAGUCACCAUAGUUAUUUGCCUUUCACACGUCUGCUUUGGGCACUUCAAAUACCUCAGCGCACAUAACUACAAGAUUGACUCCCAAGAUGCAGAUACAGUUGAUGGCAUAGAAAAUGGCCCCACUGUACAGACUGGUCAGUCUCCAAAGAAGAGCACGACAUAUGUUGCCCACGUGCUUCAAGAUCCAGGUUCGGAGGAGGCAGGAGGAGGCAGUGGGGAAGAGGAAGAACGAGGGUCUUCUCAGGAUGAUGAAAUGAUCAACACAGACAAUAGCAUCAAUGAGGCAGAUUUCCAGUCUGGUGAAGACAGUCUUUUAGCUAAUGAGGUUCAUCAGUAACUGGGAAAGAUGACCAGUGGAGGACAAUUACAGAUUAUUCUUUUACACUACAUUACACCAUCAGCUGAUAAUUACAUCUUUAGUCAAGGUUUAUCUUGAUUAUUGGAAUUGAUUUAAAGCACUGGUAACCAAUGAUCAGCAACUGUAAAUCUGUAAUCGCAAGAGCAACAUCAUCAAAACUAUCCUCCAGCAUUUUUGGAUGCUGAAGAUGCUACUGAGAGAGGCUGCGUUUUCUAAACACUGGAUUGUUUCGUAUUUUUUUUUUCCUUUUUUGUUGUUCUUGAUAAAAUCAUGGUGGACAUGGAGAAGUGUAUAAUUUUUAAUGGAAGAAGACUGACUACAUGAUACUAAUUGUAUAACAGACCAGCUUAUGUUACUAGCUUGGAGUCAUUAAGACUUUUAUCUGAAAAUUUGUAAAACCGGUAAAGAAUGAAAUCAUUUUGCAUAGGCGUGCAUUGUGGAAGAAAUGGGACCUUGUUUACUUCAAUGCUCUAAUUGUACAAAACAAUAAUGUUAUCUUGAUAGUGAUACCAGAGAAAAUUGGACUUUCAGCAGCAGUGCACAGCACCCCAAAAGCUCAUAUUGAUGCGAGUCCUAGCGAUCAGAUCAAAUCCCCUUCACUCCCUGGAUGUGAAUGUGGCCUGUUCAGUUUAUUUGAGUUUUAGAUGUGUGUGUGUGUGUGUGUAAAUGUAGACGCCAAGUCUUCUACAGAACUAAGCUUGUUACAGGUGAAUCGCAUUAAAAGGUAAGGAUCGUCAAAGCCUAAGGUGUAUGUUAGAAAGGGUCAACACUGUCAUUGCUCUACAUGGAAUAUAUAUUUUGUAAGAAGGAAUUUUUUUAUAUGUGCAAAAUCAAAAGUGGGGUGGCACAGCUUCUAAAAAAACGUCACAGCAAAGAAUGUAGGCCACACCAUAGAUUAUUUCAAUGCAGACCCUGGUAAAAGUAGCACAUUUUCUAGUUCAUAAUAGUAAGGUUUGCUGUAUUGUAUAUUACAGGUCAAAAAGGAACAAUAUUUGGUAUUGUUCUGCAACAUUUUAGAUGUUGUGCUUUUUUUUGUAUGUUAUCUUAGCUUUUGCAAAAUAAUGGUGCUAAUCUUGUAGCAUUUACUGUUUAAUGUACUUUUCUUUUAGUUAAAAAAGCUUUGCGUGUUUUAUGCAGCAACUUCCUUGCUACUUUACAUGCUACUGCUGUUAAAGAAUAAAAUCAAAAAAAAAAAUCUGUAGAAAGAAAAGCUGGAAAGGGAAUAAAAUGUUCAUCUAGGUUAUUUAUUUAUUUAUUUUAAUGUGGGUAAUAGCAAAAUAAUUAUUUUCAUCGGACUUCAAAUAAGCUAUAUAAUUUGACAUUAAGUUAAUGGAUGUGUUAGUUAAGUGGUAACAUUACUUGAACUGUUUCUGUUCAUUGAAAAGUUUUGUUUUGUUGUGUGUGUGUUUUAUUCCCCUAUUUUGGGCACCCCUUUGACUGUUUCUUGAGUUACAGACAUUCACUACUAGUGACUUAAGUAUUGAUUUAAAUGUUCAUUACCUCUAAUGAGUACAGAAGAUUGCUUCUGCCACGUUUCAGGGUUGUAAUUAUCAUGGUAGUGCUUUCCAAACCACCCAGUAUAGACAGAGCUAUUUAACACCAGAUGUAUUUAUUCCGUCAUAUGCGCUUCUUCCAUUUGUUUUAGGACCCCUCAUUAGAAACUGACCCCAUACUGCAUGGUCUCAUUUCGACUACCUGAUGGGUAAAGUUUCAAUUCACACCUGUUUAAGAGACUUGGAGAUGCACAGGCAAUUUAGACAUUUGCUUAUUUAUCUUGUAAUAGUUCAGAGCUUACUAGUUAUUGUUUUACUGUUCUGCUUGACACACAAGUCAGGGAAGACAUUUGUAAAAACAAAUCUCCAUCAUUAGAAAGUGUUUGAAAAAAGAAAGUUUCUUUGCAGUGUGCUCUUUAAUGGUGUUCUGGAAUUAGUUGUGCUGGAAAUAUAUAGCACUUUAUAAAACGUUAUUCUUUAUAUAAGUUUGUCUUGUGUGUGAAUGUAAAAGUUGUUCCUAUAUUGCGAAUAUUAGGUGUGUUGUACUGCUUCUUAAACCUUUCAGUUGCACAAUUAUAUGUUAGCCAUAGACUACGGAUAGUUAAGGAAAUGUUUUCUGUAAAAGAUAACAUGCACAUUUUCACUUUUAAGGUUAAGUUGGAAGUUUGUUUUUUUUUUCUUUUUUUUGUAAAGUCCUAGUUAUUUUCCAGCUGGUAUGGAAAUGAAAAUGAAAAUCCAACUCUUGGGCUGUUCAUGUGCCCACAACUUUGAAAACUAAGUGAUACAAUUUGCUUAUCCAGACAAAUGAAAUGAAUUAUGAUCAUUGUGAUAAGCUUUUGUUAUUGUCAAUUAAUUGAACAAUUAUCCAUAAAAAGAAACUAGGGCUUGUUCUGACUGAAAUUAAUUAUUUUUGUCAAAUCAGUAUACUACUUUUAACUGUCUGUCAACCCUCUGUGAAUGUAGAGUACAUUUGUGCCCCAGUGUUGGUAAUUAAUAUGAAGUGUAAUAUUUAAAAAGCAGAUUGGGGCGUUACUAAAUUCAUUGUAACAUUUACCAAUAGUUUAAUUCCUUUAUGCAUGUUUCCCUAAGUCAUAAUUGAUAUGGUGGCUGCAGUUAUUUUAACCACUAGGAUGUGACCUUUACCAGUGUUUAUUCAAUUUACUGUUUUUUGAAGCACCGAACAAAUUACCUUCAGAUCUUAUUUUUAUUCAAAUAGAUAGGCAAUAAGUGUCUGAAGAUUUUUUUUUACUUGAGGUAGAACAGCAGGCAGCUUUUGCUUGCCUUUUUUAUUUUUUCUAGUAUAAGUUUGUAUUGAGACGCAUUGUCAAUCAAAGAUACAUUCCAAACUAUGCACAUGUAAUCAGAACUAAUGAUUUGACUUUUAUUUAGGAUAUAAAGUAAAAUUGUUUGCUAUCAUGGUUUACGUAAAUUCUUAAUGAUUGGAAUGAAAACUAAUGACAUAAAUUUAGGUAUUGCCCAAUACAAGUGUUUACUAUUGCACUGUUAGAGAUCAGGAAAUAACCCACUUAUGAAAUCAUUUUUUACAUAUUAAAAUAAUUCCUCUCUUGGCUAAAUAGUAACAUUUAAGUAGGCCAGAGGUUCCAUAACUUUGGUGCCAUGUCUAAGUACACCCAGUGCUUCUGGACGAGACUGUGCCCAAAGUGCAAUUGUGAAUUACAAAAAGCAGGUUUGAAAAAUUAUGUUGGAAAGAGAGAUUUAAAAGUUGCGAAUUAAUUUGAAGUUUAUCGGGUAGGUUGGUGGUUCUCAAUAAUGCAUGUCAGAAAAAGGUGCGCUUAGUGUGAAGUGAAAUCAAAGUCAUAGUAGCCAUUUCAUAAGCAACUGACUGGAAAUGCUGAAAACCUUAGAAAGUUAAAAUCAUGUUUAUAAUAUUCAUGAUAAGAAUUGUUCUGCCAUGAGGAGAGUAAUAAAAAGGAAGCAGGAGUGGAAAAUAAAUGAAUUAUCCAGUACCAAGUACAGGAAGGACAUGGAGCUUGAUAGGAGUUGAAUGCUUUCAAAGAAUAGUUCUCCCAAUAUGCGUUUGGCACUCCAUAUGCAAAAUAUCAGUUCUCUCAAGAGGAGCUAGUCGCAUUUCAGAAAAUGUUGUCUUUUCAAGGUUUAGUAUAUAAAGAUGUUUAGACAAUUUACAGUGGCUACAGAAUGCACAACAGGUGUCCAGAAGAUUUUAUAACCUUUAUUGAAGUCUAUUAAAAUGCUAACUGUAAAAAUCACAACAAAAUCCAUAUGCUUAAAAAUCUAAACAGACAUUUGCGAAUGCAUUCAAACACUUCAGAUGUUAUAAGAACUGUCAGAAACAAAGUGCUGAAUAUGCAAAUAUGUUUUAAUUUUUUUGCUUUGUAAACCUGAAUUAUAUGUUAUUCGAUCAAGAGCAAUGGUGAGUAACUUUUAGAAUUUUGACCUGCAAUGCAUACUUAAAAUCCGUUUUCCCAUACUGUCUGUAUCAAUCAUUGUACACAAGUAACUUUUUACAUUCUGAUUUCUUUUUACUCUAAAAGAUCAAUGAUGCAGCGGUAUUAGAAGACCAAACCUUUUUGUUAUAUUUUUUAUAUUUUUCCAAGUACCAAAAUAAUCAUGACAGCUUUUUGAACUAUGAAAGUGUCUUUACGUGAAUGAUUUGGAUCCUCUGUACGUGUCAUUGCCCACUAUGACACCUGACGUUUUAGUUAACCGUAUUCUACUGACUUCAGUAGCUGUUUUUAGUACAAGGUUGGUAUAAAAUUUGAAGUUAAGGUAACUACCUUUUUUGCUGCUGUGCAAAUGCUUUACAAAGAUUGCUAGGUCGGUCACGGUUUUUUCAAAUGUGAAAUUUCCCUUGUAUAUAUCUUACGAAAACAGCACUAUCAGCGGAACUAAUGGUAGUGUGAUAUUACUAGGUACAUAUGUACAGUUUGCAUACGUGAUUUGGAGGCAGGGAGGAUAAGUAAACAUGUACAGUAUUUUGCCACAAUUGUAUAUUUUUUAAUUUAUUCCUUAUGUCUGGCUUAUCAUCCAAUGUGACAUCUCGUGCUUUCCUCAGCAAUGUCCCUAUGGUUUACUCUGUAUUUCACUAAACAAAAUGCGAUUUCAGAAAGCAAAUUCUGUUCUUGUUUGUCUGCUUUUUUUAAUGUCUGUAACACAUUUGUAAAUGUAUUCUAAUUCCCUAAACAAUAAACCUGGUGUUUACCCUGAUUUACCAGUGGCA
Polypterus senegalus (gray bichir) is the source of this 7687-nucleotide messenger RNA. It is a transcript of the gene tmem63ba, whose product is annotated as transmembrane protein 63Ba. Gene Ontology annotation, molecular function: nucleic acid binding; calcium-activated cation channel activity. The transcript has 26 exons. The record is from RefSeq and is a predicted model, not a curated record. Bases 458 to 2974 code for a protein of 838 amino acids. Gene Ontology annotation, cellular component: plasma membrane. NCBI's taxonomy places the organism in Eukaryota, Metazoa, Chordata, Cladistia, Polypteriformes, Polypteridae.